Molecule: messenger RNA, 1566 nt
Organism: Saccoglossus kowalevskii
Lineage: Eukaryota; Metazoa; Hemichordata; Enteropneusta; Harrimaniidae
Product: sepiapterin reductase pseudogene
Source: RefSeq, a predicted model, not a curated record
AUGGCUACCUGUACGGGCAGUGUGUUCGAUGUCCCAACAUUUUGUCUCGUUACAGGCGCUAGCAAAGGCAUCGGACGUGGGAUAGCGGUCGCACUGGCCGAUACAAUCGGGGAAGGUAGCAUCAUGGUUCUUGUUGCCAGAUCGGAGACAGGGUUGCAGGAAACCAAACUGUUAAUAACGAGCCGACGUGGGGGAGUCGAGGUUCGCGUAUAUCCAUCGGAUCUCAGCGACAUGAUUUCCCUCAGGAGCCAAAUUGAAUGUUUUUUCAGCGAUGUCAUACCAGCAAACUUUCAACACGCUAUUGUAAUACACAAUGCCGGCUCCGUAGGUGAUGUUAGUAAAACCUUGCGUGAAUUCAACGAACCAGUCAAGCUGCAGAGUUAUUUCGACUUCAACGUUACCUCUACCAUUUGUAUCACAUCGGCGUUUUUAACCAUGUUCCCAAAGAUAGACCGAUUGCGACGUACUGUAGUAAACAUUUCAUCACUGUGUGGCAUACAACCAUUCAAUUUCCACUCCCUCUAUUGCUCAUCGAAAGCCGCCAGAGACAUGCUAUUUAAAGUUCUUGCUGCCGAAGAACCAGAUAUCCGUGUUGUGAGCUACGCCCCAGGCCCAGUUAACACCGACAUGCGACACGAGGUGGAGGUAGCCCUGCUGACAUUGGGCAAUACAGACAUGUACACUCGGUUGUACACGGACCUCACGGCCAAGGGGGCAGUACUGACUGUCGAACAAACUGUGGGUACAUUAAUGAAGCUGUUGUAUGAGGAUUCUUACGAUAGUGGAGCACACGUUGACUAUUAUGAUGUCAAUAAAUAGGAUUCUUUCUCGAUCGAUAAUACAGUCCAUCACAGGCCCGUAGCCAGCACUUUUUAAUAGGGGGUUCGAAAACAACAAUAAUAUAUUUUAUGUGAAACUUGUGAAUUUUAUAAUUUUCAAAAAGAAAAAUAGCGGAUUCUUUAUCGUCUUAGAGCUAUGUUACAAACAUUUUAGUAAUCUCGGUUUUAAAUUCAAUUGGCUUACUUUGUGUUACGUUGUUAAGUUAUUUCACAUAACAUUUUUGAACUAUUUUACAAGAUUUUAGAGAAGGGGGUUACUGAACCAUUCCCCACCAACAGACAAACACACCCGCACCCUAGAUACUCUACGGCAAAUUGUUAUACUCAAACAAGACAAUACUGUACCUGUCUUGGCAUAACAUUGUCUAGGCAUUUUAAGGUAGAAAUAACACAGGCUAUACGUACUAAUACAAUAAGUUGACUACAUUUGGCUGACACACUUGGAAAGAGCUGUGUAUAUGCCAUCAUAAACUUGAAGAAUACAAAACUAAUGAACCAAACUAGGAAAGUACAGUGUCGUGUUGUGCUGGAAAAAUUACGGGACCGAUCAAUCCCGUUCGAACCCACACUGUACUUACUGAACGAACACUAGCACAAGACAGAGAGUGACUUCCAUUACAUUAUUGUUGUAUAAAUAUGCUUACUCGUUAUAAUAUUUCACAUCAGCUGCUUGAACGCGAUCUUCAUUACACCAUCGCGGAAUCACCGAAUAAAAGCUUGCCCAUUU